AUGGCCAAGGAGAAGGGCAUGAGUGUAAAGGAUGUCCUGCUAGAGAUGGUCGGACCUGACAAGAAGUGUGGCUUUACGACGACGGAUGGCCCUUGUGAGCUGUACAUCGACGACAAGAUGGUUCUCCACAGCGAUGACUGCGAGUCCGACUAUCCUGGUGGACCCAACGACUCUGGAGAAAUGUCCGUGAUGCCAGUGGACUAUUCGUCGUGCAAUGGCAACUGCAUCUUCAGCAUCUACUGGCUUGGUUUCCGAAAUGCGCAGUGGCAGGCGUACAUCAAUUGUGUGCCUCUUUCUGGAAGUGGGGGGCCGACUAAGCAAAUCCAAUCGAGUGUAAUUUGUUUAUGGGGACGAACUCCACCGAAUCCUCAUUCAGUGGAACGGAAGCACCAAAGACGCAGUCGGAGUCUUCUUUGUCUCAGACGCCAGCAACCGACUAGUCAGGUGAGACGCCAACAACGGAGUCUUCGUCGUCUUUGUGGAUGCGCCUGCCUGCGUCCUGGCCGACAUCAAAUGCACCCAGCGCGUCGUCUCCGCGACAUCAAGACCUAA
Molecule: messenger RNA, 552 nt
Organism: Phytophthora nicotianae INRA-310
Lineage: Eukaryota; Oomycota; Peronosporomycetes; Peronosporales; Peronosporaceae
Exons: 3
Coding region: 1-552 (183 amino acids)
Source: RefSeq, a predicted model, not a curated record